Molecule: messenger RNA, 782 nt
Organism: Zonotrichia albicollis (white-throated sparrow)
Lineage: Eukaryota; Metazoa; Chordata; Aves; Passeriformes; Passerellidae
Gene: TAF9B
Product: TATA-box binding protein associated factor 9b
Biological process (GO): RNA polymerase II preinitiation complex assembly; DNA-templated transcription initiation
Cellular component (GO): SAGA complex; transcription factor TFIID complex
Molecular function (GO): protein heterodimerization activity; transcription coactivator activity; RNA polymerase II general transcription initiation factor activity
Source: RefSeq, a predicted model, not a curated record
CACCGUAGCCACGCCCCUCGUGUCACAUGACCGGAAACUAUGGAGGCGGCCAAGAUGGCGUCCCCCAAGAGCGCCCCUAAAGAUGCGCAGGUGAUGGCGCAGAUCCUCAAGGACAUGGGCAUCACCGAGUACGAGCCGCGCGUCAUCAACCAGAUGCUGGAGUUCGCCUACAGAUACGUCACCACCAUCCUGGAGGACGCCAAGAUCUACUCGAGCCACGCCAAGAAGUCGAGCGUGGACGCGGACGAUGUGCGGCUGGCGAUCCAGUGCCGCACCGACCAGUCCUUCACAUCGCCCCCGCCCCGCGACUUCCUGCUGGACAUUGCCCGCCAGAAGAACCAGACGCCGCUGCCGCUGAUCAAGCCGUACUCGGGCCCGCGGCUGCCGCCCGACAGGUACUGCCUGACUGCCCCCAACUACCGCCUGAAAUCCCUGCAGAAGAGGGUCUCCUCCACAGCAGGCAGGAUCACAGUCCCUCGCCUGAGCGUGGGUGCCGUGAGCAGCAGGCCCAGCACUCCCACUUUGGGCACCCCCUCAGCCCAGACCGUGUCGGUGUCAGCCAAGGUGGGCGCGCCGGUGUCGCUGGCGGGGCAGCGCUUCACGGUCCAGAUCCCGUCCUCACAGCCGGCUGGGAAAUCAGCCACUCCCACCACUCCCACGGUGCAGAACGUCCUGAUCAACCCCUCCCUGAUUGGCCCCAAGAACAUCCUGAUCACCACCAACAUGGUCCCGCCCGGCGCCGCCGACCCCAACCCGCUCAAGAGGAAGCACGAGGACGACGA